GCCGAGGGGGGCGCGCCUCCGCCGCCUCCUGGGAACCCCGGGCGCCCCUGGAGGCCCGCCGGGGAGCCGCCGCUCGGGGAGGGGGCCGCUAGCCCCUGGGCCCCCCUCCUCUCCCCCCGGCCCCGGCCGGAUGCCGCGAGCGCGCCCCCAGGGCCCUGGGCGCUAGGGGGGCCUCGCACCCCGUCCCUGCCGCAGCUGCCGGUGGGGCGGAGGGGCCGCAGCUCGGGGCCUGCCCCCGAGCAUGAGCCUUCCCGCGGCCGGCAUGAGCAGCGCCGCGCCGCCCCGCAGCGGGAGUCCCGAGCGGCGGACAGCGGCAGCAGCGGCCCCGGCGGCCUGGCCGGGGAGCCAGAGAGACUCAGCCUGGUACCACUUCUAGAUCUGUUUGGAGGAGCUGUGGACUGGAGCUCAGCUGCCCCGCCUCUUGCCACUCAGCCAUCUGGGCGCCACCCCCUGCGCCAAGACCAUUUCCGGAUAUCCAGGCCCCAGAAGGCUUCCCUGGAUUGACAGAGAGGGGGAAGAUGACGUCGACGUCACUUCUGGAGCUCAGCUCCAUAGAGACGCCCACACUGCUGAGUGAGAUCAAGACAGAGCCUCCCGAGGAGCUCCUGGCCCCAGAGUGCAGCGGGCCCCAGGCUGAGCCUGUGGACCUCUCUCUGCACAAGGCCAAAGCCUCGCCGCCGCCACCCACAGCCCCUCUCCUGCCCUCAGCCAUGCUAGUGGCGCCUUCAGUCCAGCCACCCAUGGUGUCAGUCCCUCCCUCGGGCCUGGGCUCCCCCUCCACCUCUGCCAUCCCAGCUGUGCUGUCUCCUGGUUCCAUCCUGGCCUCCACCCAGGGCAGCAGUGGCCAGCAGAUCCUGCACCUGAUUCACACCAUCCCCUCAGUCAACCUGCCCAGCAAGAUGGGAAACCUGCAGACCAUCCCCGUGGUGGUCCAGUCCCUGCCUGUGGUCUACACCACCAUGGCUGCUGACAACGUGGCAGCAGCCAUUACCGUCCCGCUGAUCGGAGGAGAUGGCAAAAAUGCAGGUUCUGUGAAAUUAGACCCUAACUCCAUGUCCCCAGUAGAGGUGCAGAGUGACAGUGAGGAAAGCGUGGGGGAGACUGUGUCUGUGUCGUCGACCUUUCAGGAGCUGCAGAGAGAAUCUGUGGGGGCCCCGUUAAAUCACACUGAGUCCCUUGACCUGAAGAAGAGACGCAUUCACCAGUGUGACUUUGCAGGAUGCAACAAGGUCUACACCAAGAGCUCCCACCUGAAGGCCCAUCGGAGGAUCCACACUGGAGAGAAGCCAUACAAAUGCACCUGGGAAGGCUGCACCUGGAAAUUUGCUCGAUCAGAUGAAUUGACCCGGCAUUUCCGCAAGCACACAGGCAUCAAACCCUUCCACUGCUCUGACUGUGAUCGCAGCUUCUCCCGCUCAGACCACCUGGCCCUCCACCGGCGGCGGCAUAUCAUGAUGUGAGCCUGGUUGCCGCCACCUCCUCUUCUCCCUCCUCUCCUCCCCUUCUCUUCCCUCUUCUCCCUCCUUUCUUCCUCUUCUCCUUCCUCCUUUCCGUCCUCCUCUUCCUCUUCUCCUUUCCCAUCCCAUAGUCACCAUCACCACCACCACCACCACCACCACGAGGUCCUCUGCUUUGGCAGUGCUGCCAGGAGGGAGCCACAGCAGCGCCUAGAGGGAGAGUGAGGAGGGUGAGCCAGGGUGGCUUCCUGUUGACCUCCUCAGGCCCCAGGCCUGGCCUCGCCGACAGCCAGGCUAGGCUUCAGCCCAGAACGGGUGGCUUCCACGAUUACCUCUGUGCUACAAGUGAACAGAAGCUGUGAGCUCAUGUAUGGGCUGAGCUAACCCUGUUUUCUCUCUUCUUUCCUGCUGUUUCUUUUUCCUUCCUGUUCCACCUUCUACCCAGCUCUUGCCCUGCUUCGGAUCAGUGUUUGGAGUGAGUUGGCCGGUAACUUUCUGAUACCCCCUUCUCUCAUCUAGGCCCUUGAGGGACAUGAGUGCAAAGUAAUUUGUCAUUGCCCUAACUGAGCUUCCCCCUUCCCCCUUUCCAUCCCCCCUCCCCCAAGGCCCCAAGCCCAUUGCCCAGAAGUAGCAGGCUGCUGGGUUCAAGCUAAGCUUGGGGAGUUGCUGUCCAUGGUGACUUAGUUGAGGCUGCCAUGCCCCUUGGCCAAGAGAAGCCACAAGCAGGAGGUAGGGCCUUGGUUAGAUGGCAGCUUUUAGCAGGGCUGGGGGCUGCUGGGUGAUCAGGCACUUUUCUUCCCAGGAAACUGGCAAGUUCCCUGGGAUCUUUCUCCAAGACUGAGCCCCAGCAGUGGAACCCAGAGGACCAGUUGGCAGCUACUUCAGGGUACCUCCUGCUGCCCACUUACCUGCCAAUGGACUCGGAUGCUGAGUAAGCUUCUGCUGCCUCCUUACAGUCAGGCCAGCAGGGCUCAUUUAGAAACAGUGUUUCCCAAUACACCAGCAGUCAAUAUUUUGGACCCUACCCGAGAAUAGAGAAAAUCGGGUGGCACGAGCCCCAUGUCCUGACCUUGUCCUACUCCUGGGGAGGGUGCAGGAGAGAAAUGGCAGCAAUUUCUGGGGCUUCUCUGCCUCUUCUCAUGAGCAGGAGGCCAUCAGGACAUGUUUUCUCCCCGUGACCUUCCCCCCUUCCCUUCUCAAUUGAGGUCCCCUGAGCCGGAGCCAUCCUCCGGGGAAGGCUCCCCUAGCCGCUUCGUUUUUCUCUCCACCUUUUGCCUGCUUUUUUUCUAGUUGGGUGCUUUGCCCCCUGCCUACCAGGGACCUUCUGGCCUUGGUGUUUGUUGGUAUGGGAAUCUUGGGGGCUUAGCUGGGCUCAGCUGGGCCCCGCGCUCUCACAGUGCCUUCUGCACUGAGGGCUUCCUAUGUCAGUUGACCUGAGCCAGGCCUGACAUUUUCCCGCCUUGUCUUCCACUUUCCCCAAAGGGAUUGCUAAUCACAUGACUGGGGACAAGGACUGUAUUUGUAGCCAACGCUUUUGGCUCCAAGGAAACGCCCCCGCUGGAGGGUGUCAAGGGUGUGCUCCUUAGCCUGAUGUGUAGGCAAGCAUAGCUAGGCGCUGAAGGAGUAGUGAGAGGGGAGGGCUCCCUAGCGUGCCUCCUCCCCCACUUGGCACCAGAUACACUGGCAAGUUCCAGACUCAGGAACUGGGGAACCCCAAGUUGAUGGCAUCAGUUUCCAAAUGGAUGCCUUUAGGGGAGGGGCAUCCUCACCAGUACCCUAUGAUUUGGGAUUUAUGGGGAGGCCUGGCUUUGUUUUUGAUGUUCUGGUUCUGAUGUUAAAACAAGUUUACAUUUCUUAAGCACAUUUUGGCUGGUGGGCGGGAGAAGGGUCCUGGGUGAGUUAACAAAAUAGCUGGGUUGGGGGGGGGGAGAUGUUGCAGGGGAUGAGAGCCAGCCCCCCCAGGUGUCUGGGGAUGAUCUGAACUCAGGGCUCAUGGGACAUUAUUGUCUUGGGCUGGCCAAAGCGUCGUUGUUGCGCACCGUGCGGCAAGUUUGGCAGUCUGACUCUUCUUGUGUUUGACUUGGACAUGUUUCUACAGAGCCUCGGUCAGUGCAGUACAUAGAAAUGGGCUGUUGGGCUGCCGCUUUCGGGCACUAGAUCCUGGCCUUGGCAGCUGAGGGGCGCUGAUGGGCCCUGCCCCCGUGCUCAGCACCAGGUGGGCUCUGCUUCUUCUUGGCCUUCACGGCUUCCUGGGCCCUGCCUGUUGGUCGUACAGGGUCAGAGUCAGAAGAAUUUCUCUGCAGCCUGCAGAAGCGAGUGCAGGCUCUCGGAGGGAAUCUCAUGGGGGCAGCCCCUCCUUGAUUUCCCUGAAAGGGAAAGUUCAGCCUCUGCUCAAACACUGGAAGUGACAGGGAGCUCACUACCUCCAGAGGCAGCCCCUUUUAUCUACAAGUGUUUUCUUGGGGCUACAAGGCCAACUGCCCCACUCUGCAUAGCCCUUCUCUCCCAGGUCUCUCCACCUCCUGGUCUCAGGCACAACCCUUUUCCCAGGGAUCUCUUCAAUGAAAAAUAAAAUUUAAGUACAAUUUUUUCCUGUGAUUACUGUUUGAUUUGUAUAGACUUUUAGAAAACUUUAUACUGUAUAGUGUACAGGUCUAUUGUUUAU
Messenger RNA from Dromiciops gliroides (monito del monte), 4122 nucleotides. RefSeq names its product Kruppel like factor 8 (gene KLF8). Gene Ontology annotation, molecular function: RNA polymerase II cis-regulatory region sequence-specific DNA binding; DNA-binding transcription factor activity, RNA polymerase II-specific. The record is from RefSeq and is a predicted model, not a curated record. The transcript has 6 exons. Lineage: Eukaryota; Metazoa; Chordata; Mammalia; Microbiotheria; Microbiotheriidae. Gene Ontology annotation, biological process: regulation of transcription by RNA polymerase II. Bases 519 to 1460 code for a protein of 313 amino acids.